AUGAGUGAUCUCUUCCCACCACCACCGGAGAAGAACCAGAUUCCGACUCUCAACUUCACCGGUCUAGAAAUUUUCUCAGCGUUAGGACGUGGCUCUAAAGGAGUUGUGUUCUUAGUCAAAUCCGAAAACAAAUGGCUUGCUUUAAAAGUCAUACUAAAAGAAUCAAUCGAGAAGAACAAUCGCGUGAGUUUCGAGCAACAAGUCUUGUCUCGAUUCGACCAUCCUCUGUUUCCUAGUCUCCAUGGUGUUUUAAAGACAGAUAAAGUUGUCGGUUACGCAAUCGAUUACUGUCCUGGUCGAGAUCUUAAUUCUUUAAGGAAGAAACAGAGUGAAGGAAUGUUCUCCGAUGAGAUCAUCAGAUUUUAUGCAGCGGAACUUGUGAUUGCGCUUGAGUAUUUGCAUAAUCAAGGAAUCGUAUACAGAGAUUUGAAACCAGACAAUGUAAUGAUUCAAGAAAAUGGUCAUUUAAUGCUUGUUGAUUUCGAUCUCUCCACGAACCUUCCUCCGAGAACACCGUCACAACUUUCUCCGGCGACGUCGACGGCGACGGAAAAGAAAAAGGAACGGUUUUUUCUAUUCUCCGGUCUCUGUAACUCAGGAAUCUCACCGGACGAAUCGGUUUCGACCGAGAUGGAAUCAGACUCAGGAGAAAAGUCGAACUCGUUCGUCGGAACUGAAGAAUACGUUGCGCCGGAGGUAAUCACCGGAAGUGGCCAUGACUUCGCCGUCGAUUGGUGGUCGUUUGGAGUGGUUUUGUACGAGAUGUUGUACGGAACGACGCCGUUUAAAGGAUCGAAUAGGAAAGAGACGUUCUUUAAGAUACUCACUAAACCGCCGUGUUUAGUUGGUGAAACGACGUCGUUAAGAGGAUUAAUUAGAAAUUUGUUGGAGAAAGAUCCUAACCGUAGGAUUAAUGUGGAAGGAAUCAAGGGACACGAUUUCUUCAGUGGGUUAGAUUGGGAUCUUGUGAUUAACGUAUCACGACCACCGUAUAUCCCGUCGCCAGAGGAUUAUGAAAUUUGGAAAAUCGACGUUGAGAAUUUCGUCCAUGAAAUAUUUGCUAAAUAUGAUGGUGAUAAUAACCAUAGUAGUAAUAUUAAAGGUAAAGAUCAGAUUAAUUACACUCUGGUAGGUAGUAGUAAUUUUUUGGAUUUUUGA
Messenger RNA from Arabis nemorensis, 1158 nucleotides. Lineage: Eukaryota; Viridiplantae; Streptophyta; Magnoliopsida; Brassicales; Brassicaceae. The record is from the annotation of a GenBank genome assembly.